GAAGAAGAAGAAGAAGAAAGGGACCAUGGCGGCAGGUGUCUGAAAGUGCCUGCUUUUCUUUUAAAAUCUGUUGUAGGUGUCCUUUCGGGCAAAAUUACAGGAUGGCCCAGUGGGGUGCCAUAUUCUCAAUAAUCGCUGCUCUAGGAGGAGCAGCGCUCUUAGCGUCAGUGCACAAGAUCGAUGAGGGACACACCGGAGUGUACUACAGGGGAGGGGCCCUCCUGACCACCACCAGCAGUCCUGGUUUCCAUCUCAUGCUUCCUUUCAUCACGACUUACAAGUCUGUUCAGACGACGAUUCAGACGGACGAGGUAAAGAAUGUACCGUGCGGCACAAGUGGAGGAGUGAUGAUUUACUUUGACCGCAUAGAAGUGGUGAACUACCUCGUCCCAUCAGCAGUGUUUGACAUCGUGAGGAACUUCACGGCAGACUAUGACAAAGCUCUGAUUUUUAACAAAGUUCACCAUGAGCUCAACCAGUUCUGCAGCGUUCACUCGCUGCAGGAGGUCUACAUCGGCCUGUUUGACCAAAUUGAUGAAAACCUGAAGUUGACACUACAAGAGGAUCUAACUGCCAUGGCUCCUGGACUCAUCAUACAGGCCGUCCGUGUCACAAAACCCAACAUCCCAGAGAGUAUCCGCAGAAACUACGAGCUCAUGGAGAGCGAGAAGACCAAGCUGCUCAUCUCUCAACAGACGCAGAAGGUUGUGGAGAAGGAGGCGGAGACCGAGAGGAUCAAAGCAGUGAUAGAGGCAGAGAAAAUGGCACAAGUGGCCGAGAUCAAGUUUGGACAGAAAGUCAUGGAGAAGGAAACGGAGAAGACGAUCUCUGAAAUCGAAGACAGAGCUUACCUAGCGCGGCAGAGAGCCAAGGCAGACGCAGAGUUUUACAUGUCGCAGAAAGCCGCUGAGGCCAACAAGCUCAAAUUAACCCCGGAGUACAUGCAGCUGAUGAAGUACAAGGCCAUCGCGUCAAACAGCAAAAUAUACUUUGGGAACGACAUUCCCAGCAUGUUCGUGGACUCUGCAGCGAACUCGAUCAAGGCCUCCGCAGCCAUGGACAUUGUCGGUGAGCAGAUGUUGGAUCUUGAUUAGCGGAAUAGUGGACCGACGAGACCACUACGGGGGGGGGGGGCGGAGGACUCUCUGUUAGAGGGAAGGAGCCGGUUCUCCCUCUGGCCCAGAGAUGCUCUGCAGACCUGGGCCCUCUUCUUCUUUUUUUUUUUCAAAAGUCUCACAAUCGACCUGAAACUCUUCAACCUGAGAGCAAAGGACUUGAGCUUCUCAUAAGGCCUCCUACACUUCUACUCUCUCCUUUUUUUUUUAUUGUAAAUUUGAUGGAAGGACCAAACAAAAUCUUCAAACAAUCAUUUCAAGGACUCUGCCAUCUUUCUGCUGAGCUCAUGUGGUUUGUCAUUCCAGAGAUCCCACUUCAUUUAGCAUCAAACAUCAUAAAUCCAUGACCACUCGCGUGUUUGUUCUCCAUCUGAGUACAUGAGUUCUCUUUGAGCAUCCAGUGAUAUUUUGAACCUGUUGAUAAAAGUUUAAAAUGUC
Molecule: messenger RNA, 1553 nt
Organism: Labrus mixtus (cuckoo wrasse)
Lineage: Eukaryota; Metazoa; Chordata; Actinopteri; Labriformes; Labridae
Gene: erlin2
Product: ER lipid raft associated 2
Exons: 12
Coding region: 102-1094 (330 amino acids)
Biological process (GO): SREBP signaling pathway
Cellular component (GO): endoplasmic reticulum; endoplasmic reticulum membrane
Molecular function (GO): ubiquitin protein ligase binding; cholesterol binding
Source: RefSeq, a predicted model, not a curated record